AUGAGCGACGUGGUGGAGAAGACCCUGACGGCGCUGCCCAGCCCCUCCCCGGCGGCGGCGGCGUCCAAACAGUCGUCCCGGCUGGGCGCCCUCAUCCGCAGCAUCACCGCCCUGACGUCCAAGCACGAGGAGGAGAAAUUAAUCCAGCAGGAACUGGCCAGUCUGAAAGCCACCGUGUCGGCUCCCGGCACCACCUUGAGGCUGAUGAAGGAGUGCAUGGUGCGGUUGAUGUACUGCGAAAUGCUGGGUUACCAAUCCUCCUUUGGCUACAUCCACGCUAUCAAACUGGCGCAGCAAGGAAACCUGUUAGAAAAGAGAGUUGGUUACUUGGCCGUUUCGCUCUUUCUCCACGAGAACCACGAGCUCUUGGUUCUGCUCGUCAACACCGUCGUGAAGGACCUGCAGAGCACCAACGUGGUGGAGGUGUGCAUGGCGCUCACGGUGGUCAGCCAGGUCUUCCCGCGCGAGAUGAUCCCCGCCGUCCUCCCGCUCGUCGAGGACAAGCUCCAGCACGCCAAGGAGAUGGUCCGGAGAAAAGCCGUCCAAGCCCUGUUCAAAUUCCACCUCAUCGCUCCGAACCAAGUGCAGCACAUCCACCUCAAGUUCCGCAAGGCUCUGUGCGACCGCGACGUGGGGGUCAUGGCCGCCUCCCUGCACAUCUACCUCCGGAUGAUUCAGGAGAACGCGGCAGCCUACAAGGAGUUGACGGGCUGCUUCGUGGCCAUUCUGAAGCAGGUGGUCGGGGGCAAACUCCCGGCAGAUUUCAGUUACCACAGCGUGCCCGCCCCUUGGCUGCUGAUCCAGCUCCUGAGGAUCCUGGCGCUUCUGGGGAAGGACGACCCCAGGACCAGCGAAUUGAUGUACGAGGUCCUUGAUGAGUCCUUGAGAAGAGCCGAGUUAAGUCACAAUAUCACGUACGCCAUCCUGUUUGAGUGCGUGCACACAAUCUACACGAUCCACCCCAAGGCCGAGUUGCUGGCGAAGGCCGCCAAGUGCAUCGGGAAGUUCGUCCUGUCUCCGAAAAUCAAUCUCAAGUAUUUAGGCCUGAGGGCCCUCACCUAUGUAAUCCAGCAGGACCCCAACCUGGCCCUCCAACAUCAGGUGACAAUCAUCGAGUGCCUCGACCACCCGGACCCCAUCAUUAAGAGAGAGACCUUGGAGCUUCUUUAUAGGAUCACCAAUGGGCAAAAUGUAACCGUUAUUGUCCAGAAAAUGCUCGAGUAUUUGCAGCAGAGCAAGGAGGAAUAUAUCAUCAUCAACCUCGUCGGAAAAAUAGCCGAGCUGGCCGAGAAGUACGCGCCCGACAACGCGUGGUUCAUCCGGACGAUGAACGCCGUGUUCUCCGUGGGAGGGGACGUGGUCCAGCCUGACAUCCCCAACGACUUCCUGCGCCUCUUAGCCGAAGGUUUCGACGCGGACCAGGAGAACCGCCAGCUCCGGCUGUCGGCGGUCCAGUCGUACCUCACGCUGCUGGAGGAGGAGGAGGAUGAAGAGGAGGGGCCCCGCUACCCGCAAAAGUUUCUUCAGGUCAUGAGCUGGGUGCUGGGGGAGUACGCCCACCUCCAGGAUCGGGAGCCCCCCGAGGCCGUCAUCGCCAAACUCCACCGGCUGCUGACGCGCCGCUCCGUCACGGCGGAAACCCGGGCCUGGUGCGCCGCCGCCAUCACCAAGCUGGCCGGCCGGGCGGCGGGGGCCGGGCCGGGCGGCGGGCUGACCCUCCGGUGGGGCCCGGCGCUGGACACGGGCAUGAGGCAGCUCGCGUUCGAGCUGGAGCGCCUGCAAGAGGACCCGGAGCUGAUGAGCAGGGUGCUGCCCGUCGACGCCAGCUGCGAAGACCUAGUGGUGGACGCUUCCUUGUCUUUCCUAGAUGGUUUCGUGGCCGAAGGGCUGAGCCGAGGGGCGGCCCCGUAUAAACCCCACCACCAGCGCCAGGAGGAGCGGCUCUGCCAGGAGAAAGCCCUCAAUUUCGAGCCUUACGGCCUCUCCUUCUCUUCCAACACGUCGUCGUCCGGCUUCACGGGCCGACAGUCCCCCGCCGGGCUCUCCCUGGGGUCCGACGUGUCCGGGAGCAGCGCCGAGGCCGCCCAGAGAGAGACCGGCCUGCUGAAGCUGGAAGGGGUCAGGAAGCUCUGGGGGAAGGAGGGCUACCUCGCCAAGAAGGAGGGGCCGGGGGGAAUCGACGCGGACCCCCGGCCCGGCCCCGCGGACGGCGCGGCGGACCCGGCCGCGGCCCGGCCCCUCCCGGCCCCCGGCCCCCUCACGGAGGAGGAGAGGGAGAAGCGGCAGCUGGCCUCCACGCUGUUCGUCGGCCUGGGCUCCGACAACGCCGUCAGUCUGCUGGGAAAAGCCGACCCCUCGGGUCAGAAGUUUCGGAGGAAAUCCAAAGCCGCCAAGCCCCCGUGGCAAGCCCCAGGGUCUGCUCCAGACAAUCCCGCCGACCCCUCGCUCCCGGCGGCCCUGGAGGACGACGGCGCCGAGGCCGGGAGCUUCCCGGACCCCGGAGACCUGGAUCCGGAGCAGACGGAGCCGGGCUGUGACGGCCCGGAGCCGAGCGGAGGACCUCAGCCGGCGGAGAGACCAUCACCGUGCGGCCCGUCCCCACAGCCGGCCGAGACCGGCCCCGACGGGCCCGACUCGCCGUCGGGGUCCGGGACCCUCCCCACGGCUCCGGCCUCGCCCGGGGAGCCGGCCGAGCCCCCGAGUUCCCACCCGGCGAUGCUCUGCCGGGACGGCACGGUGACCGUGUCUUUGCGGAAAGUUUGGGCAGACGACUGUCUGCUGCUGGUCUGGUGUGUGGCCAACCUGGGCCCCUCGGCCCUGGAGAGGGCCACCGUCGAAAUCGCCGCGGCGGAGGAUUUCGAGGUGCCCGCCGGGACGGGCAGCCAGACCGCUGCCAUCGCGGCCCGAGGCACCGGCAGCCUCCAGCACCGUGUCUACCUGGACCAGCCCCGAGCCCAGGGAGCCCUCUCCGGCUGCGUCACCUACCUCCCGGAGGCAGGCACCGCCACCCGGCUCCACUUUUCGCUGCCUUUGACCCUUCUGGAUUUCAUCAGGCCGCUGCGUUUGACCACUGAGGAUUUCGGCCAGCUGUGGCUGGCCCUGGCCAACGACGUCCGGCAGACGGUGAGACUGGCGGCCCCCGGGGCCUCUCUGGCGGCUUCUCUGCAGCCCCUGCAGCAGGAACUGAGGCUUCACCUCGUAGACAUCAUCGGCCCUGAGGCCAUCCUGGCCUGCCGGCGGCUGCCGGACGUGCCCUGCCUGCUCCACUGCCGGGCCCAGGCUGCCACGCUCACGCUGUGGUGCCGGUCUCCGUGCCCUUCCCUCCCAGACUACCUUCUGUACCAGUGUCAGCGGGUCACGGGGGAGCCCUGAGGGGCCGAGGACCUGAGCCCACCCCUCCGACGUCCGGCCGUGCCCCACGGACUCCGCUCGGGACCAGACAGCUGCUCGCACGGUCUCAAGGGUUGGGACAGGCGGGUGCUAUUUAUCUCCGAGUCCACCGCUUGCCAGGUAGCCAACGACGAGGAACGCUCGCCCUCCUCCCACAGCUCAGGGUGGCAGGGUGGUUUGGUCUUGGGUGGGUUGGGGUGCUGUUUUUAUCCCACCUACCAAUGAAGCCGUAAAGGAC
Molecule: messenger RNA, 3628 nt
Organism: Tachyglossus aculeatus (Australian echidna)
Lineage: Eukaryota; Metazoa; Chordata; Mammalia; Monotremata; Tachyglossidae
Gene: AP4E1
Product: adaptor related protein complex 4 subunit epsilon 1
Exons: 21
Coding region: 1-3372 (1123 amino acids)
Biological process (GO): receptor-mediated endocytosis; intracellular protein transport
Cellular component (GO): AP-4 adaptor complex; membrane coat
Molecular function (GO): cargo adaptor activity
Source: RefSeq, a predicted model, not a curated record